Molecule: messenger RNA, 2452 nt
Organism: Dimorphilus gyrociliatus
Lineage: Eukaryota; Metazoa; Annelida; Polychaeta; Dinophilidae
Source: the annotation of a GenBank genome assembly
UACCAUUGGUCGCUAAUUAUUAAGAGAUUAUUUACCUAAUAUACAACUAUAUUACUAAACUACUGGGAAGAGAUGCUUCCAACUUCCAAAUAAUUUAUUUAUUUAUCAUAUUUCUCUGAAAAAUGAAUAUAAUACACUUAUUAGAUCUUUGUUUUUAAUAGUUUCCGGUUAAAAAUACUUUGGGCAUUUGAUAUAAAAGUAUAACAAUACGAAUAAUUUUGUCUCCAGAUGGCGCGUUAGAUCAAAUACACUAAUACAAUCCAUUGAGCAUUCUACCAGGCCAAAUCUAUAUGGCAGAGCCGUUCAAAAGAAUUUAACCCAAAAAUUGAUUAAUCAGGCAAUAUACGAAAUAUCCAUGGCAGCUGAUGAAAAAGGAAUAUUUAAAUGGUUCUUAGUAGCUGCAUCGUUUAUUGUUCAAUCAAUAGCUACUUCAAUUGUUUAUUCCUAUGGAAUUUUCUACAUAGAAUAUUUGAAAAAGUUUGAAUGGAACCAUUUAAGAAUUUCUUGUAUAGGUGCCAUGCUCAUGUCGUCUGCUGUUUUAGGCGGAUUACCAGCCUGCGUACUAAUUAAUAAAUUGGGAUGCAGAUUAACUGUUUUAUCUGGUGCAUUGGUUUCGGCAAUUCCUUUUGCCCUUUCGAAUUUCUUAUUGGAGAAUUUUUAUUAUAUUCUCUGUAUAAGGGGAAUGGUCCUAGGAUUGGGUCUUGGCUUGACUAUUCUACCUUCUAUUCUUAUUGUACAUGUCUAUUUCGAAAAGAGUAAAACACUUGCUCUUUCUCUAAUAAUCAGCGGAUCAAGCUUGGGAUUAGCAAUAGUUCCUUAUGCUAUUCUUAGAUUGAAAGAGCACAGUACUAUUAUUAAUAAUUAUUCAUUAAUGGGUAUAUGUCUGCUGAUGGUACCUUGCAGUUUAUUUAUGACUGAAAAAGGUAAAACUACAUUAAAACUAACGAGAGGAAUGAUGGAUCUUUUCGAUCCAAUGCUAAUACAUCAUCAAGCGUUUUUGGUUCUGGUCGCUUGUAAUUUUAUAUGGAGUCUGGGAUCCUCUAUCUUUUUCAUGUAUCUGCCAGUUCAGGGAUAUUUAACCGGAAAUGGAUUAAAUCGUAGCGUGUACAUAAUAAUCGCUAUUUCUAUAACAAUUUUCAUCAUCAAACCAAUGUUAACUAUAUUUAACCAGGCUGCAACUUUUGAUCAUGGUACAGCUUUUGUCUUUACAAUUGUACUACCAGUUUUAUUUACAACAUUCUGUGGCGAAGCCAGCGUGUCGUACACUGGACAAAUGGGUUACUCAAUACUAUUUGGAAUACAUGUAGCAUUUUGGACUACGUACACCAGGUCAGCUAGCCAAGAGUUAAUUGGUCAAGAGAACCUGGCUCUAGGCAAGGGCUUUAUAAUAACAAGCAUCGGACUUGGUCUACUUGUUGGGCCAAUAUUUGCUGGUCUUUUAUUAGAUAUGCUUAAAACAACAUAUUAUGUCUUUUAUCUCUCAGGAAUGGCACUGAUUUUAGCAGGUGUCAUAAUGCUUAUUGCUAAAUUAACAGGUUGUACGAAUGUUUAUAGUGACAAAAAAGUAGAUAUAAGCGAAACAAUAGCAUUUGUCGAUAAUGCAAGCUCUACUAAUUCAACUCCCACCGAGAGUAUUACCUAUAACGACCCAUUGGAGAGCGCUUUGUACGAAAUUAUGGUGUCAGGUUCAACAGUUCAGGCAAGAAGGGCAAUAGCAACUUUACACAUUGAUUCAAAAAGAACGGAUUCAAGCUUUAAAAUAACAAAAGCUUAAUUUAUUUAUAGUAAAGACACAAUAUGUUUGUAGAAUUAUAAACAAAAUUUUUGGCCUAUUUUGUUGAAAUUACCAAUUAGCAUUAAUCUAUUAUAAUUUGUCUUUAAAAGCAACAACAACCAACAAAAUAUAAACAUUUUUCACUUUUUUUCUCAUACAAAAGGUUCCACUUUGUUUUACAACCGAAAUUUCUAACCUAUAUGUAUUUAUAUGUUAUUUUGACGUCAUAUUUAUAUAUGUUAUUUACUUAAAAAAGGAAAUGUUUUAUCCAAAAGAAAAGUUAAACGAAGGAAACUUAACAUAAACAAAACAAAAAUAAAUAACAAUGGGAAAAGAGUUGAAUUUGUGCCCAUAAAGAAAUUAUUUAUUACACAAUUUGAAAAAUCUGCAGAUUUUAUCCAAAAAAAGGAGUUAAACAUUAAACUAUCGAGUUUUGGAAUGAAGUGAUAAAUAACUGCCACUCUUUUAUUUAAUAAUUCUAGUCUUUCAACUAUUUGUAAAAUUUUUUUUUAGACUUUCCAGUAAAAUUCUAUACUCUUUACGGCUUUAGAAUAAUGUAUAUCAUUAUGUAUUUUAACUAACGAUAUAUGAUCUUUUCAAUAAUAACAUGUUCUCCGUUUCUGUAUAUAGAUAUAUAUUUUUAUAAAAUUUUAUUUAUCAAUAAAUGACUUAGUGUUU